This is a messenger RNA of Syngnathoides biaculeatus (alligator pipefish), 1335 nucleotides long. It is a transcript of the gene ufc1, whose product is annotated as ubiquitin-fold modifier conjugating enzyme 1. The coding region runs from base 707 to 1204 and encodes 165 amino acids. Gene Ontology annotation, molecular function: UFM1 conjugating enzyme activity. The transcript has a single exon. Gene Ontology annotation, biological process: protein K69-linked ufmylation. Lineage: Eukaryota; Metazoa; Chordata; Actinopteri; Syngnathiformes; Syngnathidae. The record is from RefSeq and is a predicted model, not a curated record. Gene Ontology annotation, cellular component: cytoplasm.
GCCUUUUCGUUUGUGGUCUAAUUAACUCAAUUCAAUAUUGAAAUACGUGUUUGUAUUGGUGAAAUUAUUUUGGGUUGAACAAAUUAUUUAGUAGGAAACAACAUUUUGUCUUGGGACAAUGAAUGGCAAAUUGAGUGAAGCCCCGCACCCCAACUCGAGGUCCCGCGGGUGAAUUAUGUAAACACCACAAUGUUUGCCAUUGAGAAGUGCCGACCCGGUUGCAGACUCAAGCCAGCAAACCACUUAAUGAGGACAACUAGGACCAUGGUUGAGGAACAUAUGACGGAUGCAAGGUCCACGUACAGUUGGGACAUGCGAGAAUGAGGAACCGAAACCGGGACUUUGGGCCUCAACGUGCGUCCGGAAAGUCAACGGGACACUUUGCAUCGCUCGCACGCAGUUGCGGCUCACUCCGUUGUGCAGAACUCGCGGAGCGCAACAGCAAAUCCAUUUCGAGACAAACUUUCUCCGUUUCUCGUAACCCAGUUUUGUAUUUCAUGACACAAUCGUCAACCGAAUUUCGAGGGCCCAGUUGCAUUUGACAAGGAAAGCAAAUCCCUCGCGACGCUCCACGCGUUCGUCGUCUGAAUCACGGCGCGAGGGUGCCGGAUCUGGAGUUCUUCGCGGGUCAAAGCGGGGCCAGCCAACGCCGCUAGGCGGCGGCAGCGCGCCGGAAGUCCACGUCAGCACGUCGUCGCUCGGUCAGAUGGCGGACGAGAGCACCCGCAAGGCGGUCUCGCAGAUCCCGCUGCUGAAAACCCACGCGGGCCCUCGGGAGCGCGCGCUGUGGCCGCAGCGCCUCAAGGAGGAGUACCAGGCCCUGAUCCGGUACGUGGAGAAGAACAAGGCGGCCGACAACGACUGGUUCCGGCUCGAGUCCAACGCGGACGGCACGCGCUGGACCGGGACGUGCUGGUUCGUCCACGAGCUGCUGCGCUACGACUUCCGCCUGGAGUUCGACAUCCCCGUCACGUACCCCGACACGGCGCCGGAAGUGGCGCUGCCGGAGCUGGACGGCAAGACGGCCAAGAUGUACCGCGGCGGCAAGAUCUGCCUGACGGAACACUUCGCCCCGCUGUGGGCCCGCAACGCGCCGCGCUUCGGCCUGGCCCACCUGGUGGCGCUCGGGCUCGGACCCUGGCUGGCCGUCGAGGUCCCGGACCUGAUCUCCAAGGGGCUCGUGGUCCACAAGGAUCAGCAGUAGCAUCGGCACCGGGGCGUCCCCGCCCGCGAUCCAAGAAAACCAGCAUGUGCUUAAAAUGUCGUCUCGAUCCCGAGGGAGACGUUGGACAAAAAAAAAAAAAAUCAUAAAAUAAAAUAAAAAUAGCUCACCAA